Molecule: messenger RNA, 877 nt
Organism: Rubroshorea leprosula
Lineage: Eukaryota; Viridiplantae; Streptophyta; Magnoliopsida; Malvales; Dipterocarpaceae
Source: the annotation of a GenBank genome assembly
GACCAGCCCCCCCCUAAGCCACCGACUUCUUCCUCCUUUGAAAACCGGUAGAAGACUUGAAAUUUCUUCCUUCCUUCUUGUUCAAGAACUGAUUUUGGGGCUUAGAACCCUCAUUAAACCCAGAAUUUUCCCCAGAUCUGCUCGGUCUCUUCCUCCCCUAUCCAUCGAGUCCUGCUGGGUGGGGAUCCUUCGGUUUUUCCGUUCUUUGUGAAUCCCGCCCCUGCCAUACCGCCAGAUCUGGUUUUGCUUGCUAGAAAUUCCGGUACUUGAUUAUUCUGCCCUCUAGCACUUGGGAUUAGGGUGCUGUUGGUGCGAUUGAGUUUUCUGAAGCACGGGAACCGAAGCAUCCCCUGAAUCACUUUCCAUGCUAGGCUCUAUCUGAAUUGUAACCGAGCUGGAAGAAGCCAUUUGUAUCUUUAGGCUGUUUCACCAUACAUAAAACAAAUUAAAAAACUUCUUAGUAAAAAACUAUUAAAAAAAAAACUUCGACAUGUCUCUCCAGUCUCCACGGUCGUCCUCUGGGCUCUAUGAUCUGUCAGAGGGUUUCGUCCGCCAUUAUGCUGUUUUACCUGGGGUACAGGGUCCGUCCCCCGAGUGGGGUUUCUCGGCCUUUCUUAUGUUUGUUCCGGAGUUGGUGGCACUUUUUGCUCAGCUUUGAGUGGUUUUGAUGGGGAGUGGUUUGGUAGUAACAGCAGGCAGCAGAAAUUGAGCCACUUGCUUUGGACAAUUAGAAACUGGCAGCUAGUCGUGUUGCCUUGAGGCAGGAUAUUGCUGAUGCGAGGCAGGAAGCUUAGAAUGUAAAGGCACACAUUAAAAGCUUCCAGACUGAGAGUGAUAUCCAGGUCAGGGUUCUCCUAAAUAAGAUUGCAAAAAUGGA